GAGCGCGUGACUUAAUAUUCUCAGCCAUGAUUGCAAUCGAGAAGCACUCCAAUCUAACAGGUCAUUCUGCUCAGCAAUCUGCUAUAGUAAAAUUGGAUCAGACGAGAUCCUCCUUGAUUUUACACCACCAACUAUCGUCCCUUCUGUGAGCAUUCCUUGUCACAUCAGAAGUUGCCGCCUAGUACUUGACUGGUACCGACGACCCAUAAUUCUAUCACAAGAUGAGCGAUUCCAAGCCAGAUCCAUCUCAGAAUGUCAAGGAAAACAAGAUCCAGCAACUUAAACAUUACUCCGGCCAUGCCGAAUGGGAAAAGAGCCUUUUGAAUCAUUUACGUUCACUCGGACCAAAGCAUGAAGGAUUGCUCAAAGGCACUUUCAAAGAGCCAAAAAAGCCCGAUCCGAUCGAGAUUCCUGAAAGUUUCCUGGACGAAUUCCCUCCAACUGACAGCAAACAUAGAGAUGAAUUCAAUGAAAGGUAUUUGGGUCUCGCUCCAACAGUGGAACAAUUCACUGAAGAUUGGCAUGGGUAUCUUGAUGCAUUCAAUGAAAAGUAUUGGUCUUUCUUUGCAACGGUACAUCGAUACGAAAAAGAAUGGAAUCGAUACCUCGAUGAACGUCUCGAUUGGGAGAUCAUCAAUGUUGAAGUUUCUCUCAUCAUCAAUUCAUCCUUGAGCUUGUCAUAUUCGGCAAUCUUUAGCGAUGAACAAGAUGCCUAUAGAAAAUUUUGUCGAAUUAGCGAACACAGCAACGAAGUAAUGACUCAAGAGUACAUUUCCGAGGUAAAAACGUAUCUUGAAGACGAGAUCUUUUCAAAAGUGCUCGCAAAGCCAUUCAAAGGUACCUCAACUUGAGCUAUAGAGAUACUUCAUGGCUUAGUGUAGAAGAGGCCAAAAAAUAACGUUUUCAUUCUCAUGUACAUGUA
Meira miltonrushii is the source of this 922-nucleotide messenger RNA. RefSeq lists its product as uncharacterized. The transcript has a single exon. Bases 222 to 851 code for a protein of 209 amino acids. The record is from RefSeq and is a predicted model, not a curated record. Lineage: Eukaryota; Fungi; Basidiomycota; Exobasidiomycetes; Exobasidiales; Brachybasidiaceae.